Messenger RNA from Histoplasma capsulatum G186AR, 812 nucleotides. RefSeq lists its product as uncharacterized. Bases 207 to 803 code for a protein of 198 amino acids. The record is from RefSeq and is a predicted model, not a curated record. The transcript is spliced from 3 exons. Lineage: Eukaryota; Fungi; Ascomycota; Eurotiomycetes; Onygenales; Ajellomycetaceae.
CCGCUCUCCCGCCGUCGUUGAUCUUUUCCCGCUUCAAUUGUCACUCGCUUGACUUCUCCUUCUCCUUCUCUCGUUCAGUCGUAUAUAGCUUUAUUAAUUUUUGCCCACGCUUGUUUCAAUUGGCGCCCCCCCCUUUUUUUUUCUCUGGCUGUCCAACAUCUCGUCAAUUAUUCCAGAUAUCACCACGGCGAAAUCCCCCCGCAGCCAUGUUGCUCCCCACCAUCCUCCUUGCCCUCUCAUCCAUUGCUGGGUUCGCUACCUCGCAAUCCGUCGAUCCUUCAAACAUUUCCGAAGCUAUCAGAGAGACAUGGUGCAACAAUCAGAUGAGCUCCUGUCCCUUGAUCUGCUUGCAGCUCCCGGGAACAACUGAAGACCCCGAGUCAAAUGAUUGUGACGCGGACACCCUCCAAUACUCCUGCGUUUGCAGCAACGGAAUCACCCCCAACACGUCCGAAUAUACCCUCACAAUGCCCUACUAUAUCUGCACAGAAUUCAAUAACCAAUGCGCAAAAAAUUGUGGCGACGACUCCUCCUGCGUAACUGCCUGUCGCGUGGACCACCCCUGCGGUGCCCAGAACCCCAAACGUGUCAACACCACUUCCACUGCCCCCACGGCCUCGCAGACAGGCACGCCUUCCGGAACAAAUACGGGUGGUGUCGUCUACACGGGCCUGGGCGAGGGCGCGACUUCGGCACCUAAGAAAGGGACCGCGGGACACGCUAUGGUGUUGCAUAUCGGCCAGGUGUAUGGGGCUGGUGUUCUGGUGGCUGCUUUCCUUCUAGGGUUUUCGAUGCUGGUGUAGUUGAGAAAA